AUGCCCCAUUUAAACUCAUCCAAUUCUUCAAAUUUUAAUAAUAACGAAGGAAAAUUAAGUUAUCAUGAAAUGCAAAAUAAACCAGAUGGACAGAACUUUGACAAUAUGUAUUCUUACGGUUAUUACGAUGAUCAUGGAUCACAACCAAUAUAUGUUAAUAUUAAACAGCUUAGCUGCAUACAAAAAAGAAAAGCAAGAAGAGAAUAUUUAGAUACUUUAAUGGCAGAACAUAAAAAUAAUUAUUUACAUGAGAGUAGACACAGGCACGCAAUGCAACGGAAAAGAGCGCCAACAGGAAGAUUUUUAACGAAAGAAGAAAGUAGAAAAUUAAAUGAACAGGGAGAAAAUAAUAAAUAA
Vairimorpha ceranae is the source of this 357-nucleotide messenger RNA. Its product is annotated as nuclear transcription factor alpha. The coding region runs from base 1 to 357 and encodes 118 amino acids. Gene Ontology annotation, biological process: regulation of transcription by RNA polymerase II. The record is from RefSeq and is a predicted model, not a curated record. Lineage: Eukaryota; Fungi; Microsporidia; Nosematidae. Gene Ontology annotation, molecular function: RNA polymerase II cis-regulatory region sequence-specific DNA binding; DNA-binding transcription factor activity, RNA polymerase II-specific. The transcript has a single exon.